Paramecium sonneborni is the source of this 5035-nucleotide messenger RNA. Lineage: Eukaryota; Ciliophora; Oligohymenophorea; Peniculida; Parameciidae. The record is from the annotation of a GenBank genome assembly.
AUGAAAGUUUCACUUGAUCAUGAUGUUUAUAAAUGGCUUUUAUCACUUACUAUUGUUAAGCCUCAAUAAGUGAAGAACACUGGUAAAGUAGAAUUGGAUGAGAACUAAAGUAAAUAAUUUAUUAAUGGACUUAAAUUUGGAGAAGCAUUAAAUAAAAUGCUAGAAGCAAGAUCUAUUGUAAAAAUCAUUAAUUAAUUUAAAGCAUGUUCCAAAUUUAAGUGAUUAAAUGAAAAAUUAAUAAACUCCUGGAGUAAAAUUAUUUAAUUGGAAUAUUUUGUAAGAUGCAUUUCAAAAAAUAAACUUACCUUUAGAUAAUGAUAUUAAAAAUUUAAUUGUAAAUGGUGACAUAGAAAUGAUGAAUGAACUUUUAAAAGAUAUGAUGGAAUUAGAUAAUCAAAAUAAUAGAAAAUAAUAAACAAGAGGAUCAGUUAGAUCCUCUGAAGAUUCUUCUUUUGAAACUUCAAAGAAACCUCCAAGUAGGCCAGCAUCAAAAUUACCAUAAACAAAAUAUGAUUUUUAAGGAAAUAAUAAUGAAUUAAUUUUAGAUGAAUUAGAUACAAAAAAACCAUUAAAUGAAUCUAAAUCUUUACUUGAAUUUUUAAUAACAGGAUUAUCUAAACAUCUAACAUUAAAACCUUAAUAAGCUGCAUCUCUAUUAUCAAAUGGUAAUAAAUAUUUAGCUCAUUUACUUGUAAAAGGAGUAAAGGGAGAAUUUGAAACUUUAAUAAAUUGGCUAAGUGAUAUAUAUGGUAACAUUUCUAGAGUAUUUAAUUUUCUAGAAUAACAAGAUUCAAAUGUUUACUAUUUUUUCGCAACUAUAAAACCAGGAUUAUUAUCAAAAGAAUAAGAAAUUACUCUUUGGACUUUAAGAAUAAUGGGUAGAACAUAUUUUGAAUUAUCUGAAAUGGAAAUGCAUCAAUUAGGAUAUGAAUGGUUUUGUAAAGAAAAUGGUGGUUUAGCAGCAACUUUUCUAUGUAUGUAAAGACAUCCAAAUUUAUUGAGUUAAAUUUGUGAAUUAUAUAGUUAAGUAUCUAGAUUUAAUAUGGUUGAUUUUUUUACUGUUUAAUUUAAGAAACAAUUAGCUGAUAAAUGUGUAGAUAUGUUAAAUUCUUUGAUUGAAUUUCUCUAUUAAUAGAAAACUCUUAAAGAUGAAUUAAUUUAAUAAGGAAUUGUAUAAUAUUGGUCAUAAGCAGCAUUAAAAAUGUCAGAUUCUGAUUAAUUAACUAUAAAAAUGUAAGGAUUAAAAUAUUUAACAUUAAAUUGGUUAUUAUAUCCAAUAUAAUUUGAAGAAGAUUAAAAUUAUCCAAAUUAAUAUUUAUUUUUAAUGAAAAAAGGCACAAGAGAUUCUUCAAAUAAUUUGAAAUAUUUUUCACUUAAUAUGUUAUUUCGUUUACUUGAUAAAUUAGCAACAGAUAGAAAUCCAUAUGCAGCAGUUUUGUAUAAGAAAUUGACAUUUACUUUAAUUGAAAAUUAUAAUGAAAUUGAUGUUAGGGAAUUUAUGUUAAAUAAUUUUAUGUAUUUGAUAUAGAAAUAUUCAUCAAUACCAAUUGAUAUUUUAUUAGAACCAUUAAUAAAAUAGGUUAUGUUAAAUGAUUCUUUAGUAAAUUUAACAGAUAUGAUGUUAUUUAAAUUUAUUAGUAAGCAUCCAAAAAUGAAAAUAAGAUUGGCAAUUUUAUUAUUAGAUUUGUUAGCUAAAAUUUAUUUAAAUAGUGUGACAAUGUCUCAUUUAUCAUUAAAUCCAAUUUAAGUACUUUUAGCUCGUUUUGCAGAAUCACCAUUAUUAAGAGAAUAUGCUUUUAAACUUUGUAAAAUAGGCUUAGCUUUACAUUAUGGUAGUUUAAAGAGUAAAAUAUAAUAAGUUAAAACUAAUGAUUUAUCUAUUUUGACUGCAUUAUAAUAACAUAAUAAUGACCAUGAAAUAUUGGAAGCAUAAAAAAGGGCAUAAAUAAUUGAAUUAAUUAAAUUCAUAAUAAAUAUGUAAUAAGAUGAAUUGAAUGAAUAAAUAAAACCAUUAUUAUGUCAUUUUUAUAUUGAAUUGUAUUAUAUUAUUGUUUAUAAUUAGACAAAAUAUUAAUAUUAAGGAUAAGGGAGUGAUAACAUUGUUAAAUAUGUUUGGUAAUCCAGAAAAAAUAGUAUCAGUUAUAAAAUAAUAAUGGGAGACUGAAAAAUAAGAAUAAGAAGAAAUUCUUAGAUAAUCAUAAUCAAUAAUAGAUAAUGAAUUUGUUUAAAAUUAAUAAUUUUAACUUAUAGAGUAAACUCCAUAGACAAUAAAGAGUGAGAAAAAUAAAUAAAAUAAUAUUGAUCCAUUCAAUGAUUUGAGAUAAAAAGAAUUAGAGGAGGAAAAGAAAUUUUUAGCAUAAAAUGGUGUUGGUUUUAAAAAAAGAGUAGUAGAAUUAGAAAGAGGAAAAUAACCAAUAGCACAUACACCAAAUGUUUAGUAGUAAUAAUAAAAUAAGAAGAAACCUUAAUAAGUAGAUCCAAAAGUAUUAGAAAAUAUAGCUAAUAUUAAAUUAAAAAAGGAAGAAGAAUUAUUAAAGAAAUAAUAAGAAGAAGAAGAAAAAAGAAAAAGAAUUGAAAUUUUAUAAAAAAAAGCAUAAUAAGAAAUUCAAAAAAGAACUAUAGGUAAAGUUAUAGAAAAAGUUGAUGAAAAGAAGGUUGAAUUAAUAGAUCUUGAGGAUCAUGAGACACAUGAUUAUGAAUCUAUGAGUAUAGCUAUAAAAAAGAAUCAUAAAGCAAUGAAAUAUUUGUUUUCUAAAUAUUCUAAUACUACUAAUUAAGCUAGUAAAAAAUAAUAUUUUGGUGAACUUUAAGAAUAAUAUGAGAUUAUUUAAUUAUCUGAUAUAAUGAGAAUGUUAAAAGAUUUUUAGGUGAAUUUAUCAAAAGAAGAAAUUUAAGCAUAUGUUAAAGCUAUAAAUUAGAAAUAUUCAGAUAAUAGAACUGAUUAAUUUAGUUUAGAUUAAUUAAAUUUUGAAAGAUUCUUAGCUUAACUGUCAAUGAAAAAUGAAGGUUAUAUAUUUUAAAGAAAACCUGCUGGUUAAUGUUUAGAAUAGUUUAUGUAAGGAUUUGGAUAAAUAGCAAAAUCAAAAAGUAUAUAAAAAUAUAUAAUUAUUAGAUGAAAAUCAUCUUAUAUUUUUAGAUCCAGACAAUAUUAAUAUUGAUCCAGAUAGAGAUUUAAUUAAAUAAUUAAAUUAAUAACUUUAAACUUAAGAUAUUGCUGUACCUAAUAAAUUUAAAAAAGUUACAGAAAAAUAAUUGAAUUAAAGAUUUGAAUAUAGAUAAUAGAUUAUAUUAGGAAUUGAAAAUGCAUGGCUUGAUUGUCAUGAAAUAAUAAAUUAAUUAAUUUCAGAAACUUUUAAAACUAAUAUAGUUGAACCUUUAUCAGAUGUCAGGAUUAUAUGGAAAGUAAAACCAAAUCCUUAAUAAUAAUAAUAAGAAUAAGUGGUUUAAGUAAAAUAAAGGGAUAAUUCAUAAUAAAAAAAAGUAAUUAAUAGAGCAAUUGAAGAUAAAUUAUAAAAAUAAUAGGAAGAAGAAUAAAAAAAAAUAGAUGCAGAAGAAAAAAGAAAAAAACAUUAAGAAAAAUUAAAAUAAGAAUAUUUAAGAAAAAAAAAAGAGAAAGAAGAAUAAGAAUAACUUAAAAAAUAAGAAGAAAGAUAAGAAAUGAUUGAAAAAGCAGAAAAAGAAAAAAAAUAAUAAGAAUUUUUAAAAAAAGAAGCUGAAGAUAAAAAGUUAAAAUUAAGAGAAUAUAAAGAAAAGAUGGCAGAAGAAUCUAAAAUAAAAGAAGCUUAGAAUCUUGAAUAAUAAAAAUAGAAAUAAGAAUUAGAAAGAAAAUAAAGAGAAGAAUUUUAGAAAAAAUAAAAACAAGAAGUAACAAAAUUGUUGGAAUAAAAAAAGAAAGAAUUUAAAGAUAAAGAAUAAUAAGAAAAAUAGAAAGAAUAAAAAGUUAAAGAAGAAAUGAAAGAAUGGAAAAAUAAUGUUGAAAUAAUGUUAUAAUAGGAAUAGGAAGUAAGAUAAAGAGAAAAAUAAAUGCAUUCUAAAAUUUUAUAAUUAUAAUAAAAUUAGGACAUUUAAUCUAUUUAUAAAAAAUAUGAAAAAUAAUUAUAAGCAAUAUAUCAUGCUUAUUAAGAAUAUACUGAUUGGAAGAUAGAAAAUGCAGGAAUAGAAAAAGAGUUAUUGUAAUUCAAAGGAUUUACAAACUUUGCUUCUUAAUUUAGUAUAUAUCCUGCUAUAAUUACUCCUGAAGAUGCAUAGUUAAUAUUUAGAUCUAUAACUAGAGAGAGAGAGAGAUAACAAUAAUAGUUGAAUGAAAAAAAUGGUUUUAAUACUGUGCCACCAAAAGGAAUGAAUUAUAUUGAAUUUUAAUAAGCAUUAUUGAGAAUUUCAAUAAAGGGAUAAAAGUAUUUUGAUUUACUAAAUGAUAAAUAUUAAAAUAAUAUGAAGACUAUCGAUAUGCUUGCAUUAAAAAAAGAUUAAGUUAUUUCAGAAGAAGGACCACUUGAAAAAAGAGAAGACUAAUAUUAAUAAGUUGAUGCUACAAGUUCUAAGACUUUAUAAGGAUUGAUGUAUUUUUUAGAUAUGCCAGAAGAAAAAACAGAAAUGAACUCUAAAUUAAGAGCUUUAAAAUUAGAGUUUUAAAAAGUAGCAGCAUAAAGAGAUAAAAAAUAAUGUAAUUUAAUUAUAUUAAUUAAUUAAGUGGUUUAAUAAAAAUUAACUGAAGAUGUCAAAUAACCAAUCAAAAGAAAAUAAUCUAUUGGAGAAAAGGAAUCAAAAGACAAAAGUUAAGAAAAAUGUAUUUUCUAUUAUUUAUUAUUUAAGUAUAACCUUAAAGAAACAAAUCAUAAAAUACAAGACUAGAUUCUGCACAAAAUAAAAUGAAAUCAUCUCAAAAGGAUUAAUAACAUGCUGUUGAUAAAAAUGAAUUAAAUACACAAUCUCCUAAAAGUAUUUUAAUAUUUAUUAUCAUUCUUAGAAAUAGAAACUACAGGGCCAGAUGGAAAAAAAGAAAGUGGGAAAGUUAAUUAAUAAAAAAAAUCAUGAU